Balearica regulorum gibbericeps (East African grey crowned-crane) is the source of this 561-nucleotide messenger RNA. NCBI's taxonomy places the organism in Eukaryota, Metazoa, Chordata, Aves, Gruiformes, Gruidae. The record is from RefSeq and is a predicted model, not a curated record.
AUGAGGACCAUCGUCAUAACGGUAAUACCUGCUGCAUCUGACUCACCAGAGCUCCUGCUGGGAGAAGUGUAUCAAUACAUGCAUGAAACCAUAACUGUUAAUGGCUGCCCCGAAUUCCGAGCCAGGGCCACUGCAAAGGCAACAGUUGCUGCUUUUGCUGCAAGCGAAGGCCAUUCACACCCGCGAGUUGUGGAGCUGCCAAAGACUGAUGAAGGCCUGGGCUUUAAUGUCAUGGGAGGAAAGGAACAGAAUUCACCUAUUUAUAUUUCUCGCAUCAUUCCUGGAGGAGUGGCGGAAAGGCAUGGAGGGCUCAAACGGGGCGACCAGCUGCUUUCGGUUAAUGGAGUGAGCGUGGAAGGAGAGCACCAUGAGAAGGCGGUGGAGCUGCUGAAGGCAGCGAAGGACAGCGUCAAGCUGGUGGUACGCUACACUCCCAAGGUACUGGAGGAGAUGGAGGCUCGCUUCGAAAAACUGAGAACAGCCCGGCGCCGGCAACAGCAGCAAUUGCUCAUUCAGCAGCAGCAACAGCAGCAAACUACACAGCAAAACCAUAUGUCGUAG